This is a messenger RNA of Acanthosepion pharaonis, 597 nucleotides long. NCBI's taxonomy places the organism in Eukaryota, Metazoa, Mollusca, Cephalopoda, Sepiida, Sepiidae. The record is from the annotation of a GenBank genome assembly.
AUGUCUACUUCUUCGUUGUCCAGUUGCCACCGUGGGAAAAAAGAAAAUAAUCGACAACCACGGACAAUUUUUUUUUUCUUUUCUGUUUUUUUUUUCUUUUCUGUUUUUUUUUUUUUCGCUUUUUUUUUUUUUUUCUUUCUUUCUUUCUUUCUUUCUUUAUUUAUUUAUUUAUUUAUUUAUUUAUUUAUUUAUUUCUUCUCCCUCCCUCUCUUUUGUUUUUCUUUGAGAAUUUUUUGUCUUCCCACUUGUUUCCUCUUUUCUAUGAUGUUUUAUCUUUGUUUUUUUUUUCUAUCUUCUUUUUAUUUUAACUCUAUUCCCUUUUCUUCUUCCCCUCUUUCUUUCUUGUCUUUCUUUCUUGUCUUUCUUUCAACGUCAUUUUCGCCAUUAUCAUUCUCCUUUCCUCAUCUCCUUUUUUCUUUCUUUCUUUCUUUUUUGCAGUUUUUUUUCACACUCCUUUCUUUUACUUUCGUCUUUUUCCCUUUCGCCGUUUUUUUCUCUACGUUUCUUUCUUUCUUUUUUUUCUUUCUUUCUUUCUUUCUUUCUUUCUUUCUUUCUUUCUUUCUUUCUUCUCCCUCCCUCUCUUUUGUUUUUCUUUGA